Ctenopharyngodon idella (grass carp) is the source of this 3765-nucleotide messenger RNA. It is a transcript of the gene prr35, whose product is annotated as proline rich 35. The transcript has 4 exons. The record is from RefSeq and is a predicted model, not a curated record. NCBI's taxonomy places the organism in Eukaryota, Metazoa, Chordata, Actinopteri, Cypriniformes, Xenocyprididae. The coding region runs from base 341 to 2401 and encodes 686 amino acids.
UGCAUCUCUCUCCCCUCAUAAAACACCCGAACGCACAUCACCGGCCGCCUCUGGAACACAACAUGACACAGACGCGCAGCAGAUCCUUCAUAAAGAGUCAAAUUGAGAAAACUUCAAGUGUCAUGAACUACUGUGGAGCUAAAAUCUGAUGGCUGAGUUCCUGCAUAAUCCCAGUCCUGACCAAACACGAGUUUAUAGUUCACACACAAUUCAUCCUACAAACACACACUCAAUGUAAACCUGUCCUCAAACACACACAUAAACAAACACACAAGCUCCUCAGAAAUUUAGCUUUGAGACAAAACCUGUUUUCAUAUCUGGGACUGAUUCAGAUCACACCAUGUCUAAGGAAGACUGUAAGGUGGGCUGUAAACACAAGGAACGCAAGCCCAAAAAGCCGCACUACAUCCCGCGACCGUGGGGCAAACCCUACAACUACAAAUGCUUCCAGUGCCCGUUCACGUGCAUGGAGAAAUCCCACCUGUACAACCACAUGAAGUACAGCCUGUGCAAAAACUCCCUGUCGUUGCUCAUUGAGUCCGACUGGCCGUAUAAAAAAGACCAACUCCGGCUCCAGCAAGGAGGCGUUCGCUCCCGUAGCCCCGCUAAGGGUCACUCUGAGCAGGCCGCGACGUUGGACGAGCCCUCGCAUUCGGCGGCGAGUCUGGAGGUCGAGGAGGCUGAGAAGAGAGAAGCGGAAAGAGAAGCGGAGAAAGAUGACGACGUAAUGGAGACAAACGGCUCAGCGGUUACGAGUCCCGAACCUGCGGAAACCAGAGGAAGUAAACGUUCAAAGCAAGAAGCCGAACUCGUGAUGGCGGACGUGUUUUCACUCGAGGAGCAGCUUUUGCGAGCACGCUCAGUGGAGGUAGAGUCAAAACUGCGACACUAUAGGCUGUCUAAAACAUGUCUGUCUGGAUCAGCAGCGUUGCUUUCGGAGCAAUGGCGCAUCCUUAGCAAUCAGACUUCUGGUGCAAAGCCCAAAUCAGACCCUGUGGCCUCUUCAUUGCCCUGUUACCCUCCACCGGCGUCAACGGGUCAACUUGAAUGCCCCGACACAACGGGUUUCAAUCUGUCUUUGCUUGGUGUUGGAUACCCACUGGCUCCUGGACUCCUUUCAUACCUAAACCCGGCACUCACGACAGCAAGCACAGCGACCACAACCGCACCACUGCCCUUCUUAGCAUCAACCGCGCAGCUCACCCAUGCGCAAAGACACUCAGAGCGACCUCUACUUCCUCCUCACCUGUAUUAUCCCUUUCUGUGUGAGCACACCUUCGGUACAACGCCCUCCUCAACGUCCUCCGAGACAAGUAAACUCAUCAAACCGCCCACCGUAAGCCUGCCGCAGCCUUCGUACCCUCCCAAACUAAACCUGUGGAAGGUUCCGGCCCUGCGGCCCAGCCAGACCUCGCCCGCGGCCUGGGUGUCUCCCACAUGUUCCUCCCCGGAGCCGAGCCAUGCCGUAAAGGAGAGGAUGCGAUCGAUAGAAGGAAAGACAGGCUGGCAGCAGGACGCUUCCUUCAUCAGAGAGCAAAGUCUGAAGAGAACGGCAGCAUCCUUGGACUCCCAUGGUGCACCAGGGGAGAAGAAACAAGCACUUGAGUUUGCCCUUGACUCUCUGAAAAACACUCACAAGUCUGCGUCCAUCGCCUCCCUGAUGUCCAGCAGGCUGCCUAUACACAACAGCCCCCGCAGUGACGUCUCGUCCCCGCUGCAUAUGUCUGAACAGCUGGAGGCGAGACAGAGAGGAAUGGAGAGAGACGCGGACCCGGCAGCUGCUCUCCUGCAGGAUUUCUCCACAUUACUGCAGCAGUACCAGAACACGGAGCAGCGCGCCGCAUCGCUGCCUGAGCAGUGCCACCUGUGGGCUCACCUGGGAAAGAUCCGUUCGGAGCUGUCGCAUAUUCAACAGGCGCUGGAGCGCACGGCUCGCUCCAACGAAGGGCCGCUCGACCUAUCCGUCAAAAAAGACCCUGCAGGAAUCACAAACGCGCACGGAGAUGUCAGCGGAAGAGGCGUUUUAGGAGAAACAAAAGACACGGGAGAUGAAAACUGCUCAGAGACCGAGGAAGAAGAGGAGGAGGAGGAAGAUAAAGAUGACAGAGACAUGGUGGAACGAGGAAGCAGUGUUAAAGAAAGGCAGAAGUGCUCUCUGGACGCGCUGAUGAAACUGAAUCCGUCCCAGGUGCCCGUGGUGAAGACAGAGGUGCUGUCCGACGGCGGGCUGGCCAUACGGGCCGGGACCGCUGAAGCUCUGUGGCACAGCAGAACCACAAAGUGUGAAGCCGACUCAAGUGUCCUUCUCUGCUCCAAAACACCCAACAGACCUCCGUCCAUUCAACAUCUGGACACGCUGUGUCCAACAAGCCCGUUAACAACCACCGACACGAUGGUGUAGCGAACAUGACAUGAACUUAAAGUACAUAAUUUACAUAUGUUCACUACCAGACAAAUGUUUGGACACACGUGACUGACACUUCAUGUUUCUAAUAAUCUUAAACAAUUUGAUCUAAAGGCUUCUAUUGUGAAGCCUUAACAUUCAAAAGUUUGGGGUCAGUGAGAUUUUGUUGUUGUUGUUGUUGAAAGAAAUUAAUACUUUUAUUCAGCAAGGAUGCUUUCAAUUGAUCAAAAAUGACAAUAAAGACAUUUAUAAUGUUACAAAAGAUUUAUAUUUCAAAUAAAUGCUCUUUUGAAACUUACUAUUCAUUAAAGAAUCCUGAAAAAAAAUAACACAAUUUGCAUAAAAAUAUGCUGCAGCACAACUAUUUUCAAUACUGAUAAUAAUAUAAAAUGUUUCUUGAGCAACAAAUCAGCAUAUUAGAAUGAUUUCUGAAGGAUCAUGUGACACUGAAGACUGGAGUAAUGAUGCUGAAAAUUCAGAUUUGAUCACAGGAAUAAAUAGUUAGAAAAUAGUUAUUUUUAAUUUUAAUAAUAUUUCACAAUAUUACAGUUUUUACUGUAUUUUUGAUCAAAUAAAUGCAGCCUUGGUGAGCAGAAGACAUAAAAAUCUUACUUACUCCAAACUUUUGAACAAUAGUGUAUUAACAUGUUAUAUACAACCAUAUACAAAAUAAAUGGUAGAAAAGACUAUGAAAUAGUCUGAUAUGAAAUAUCAAGUAAAGCGAAGACAAAAAUCAAGCACCUUAUGCCAAAAUGAGCUGAUGGAGAAGGAUAAAAUACAUGCACUGACUUAAUGAUUAUUUAAAUUAAAAUCCAGUUACAGGGCGAAAUUAUUAAGGGUCAAGGAACUACAACUGUAUUUAUUUAAUGUAUAUGUUUGUAAUUUAUUAAUUACAUUUUCUGACAUAUUUGGCACAUAUUUAUUUUAUUUGGUCACACUUUAGUUUAGGGUCCAAUUCUCACUAUUAACUAAGACUUUUGCCUCAAUAAACUCCUAAUUAAUUACUGCUACAGUUAGUAAGGUAUUUGUUAAAUUUAGGUAUUGGGUAAGAUUAUGGGAUGUAGAAUAUGGUCAUGCAGAAUAAGGCAUUAAUAUGUGCUUUAUAAGUACUAAUAAACAGCCAAUAUCCUAGUAAUAUGCAUGCUAAUAAGCAGCUAUUAAUGAAAAUUGGACCCUAAACUAAAGUGUUACCAUUUAUUUAUUUAUUUAGCAUUUUAUUUCUCAGUUCUUCCAUGUUUAUGUGUUUUAAGACUUCUUCUCUUCUGUAAAUAAUCAACAUUUUAAAUAAGAUAAUCUAAAGAGAUGAUUGUUUCACAUAAUAAAACACUGCAAAUCUCACAUUAUUGAUUCAUCAGUGUUCA